UCAUGGGGCCCCCGGGCAAUAGGGGAUCAUGGGGCCCCUGUGUCCUUGCCCAAACUCAAAAAAGCCUAUGAAAAAGGUACCAGGGGCAUCUCAUGGGGCCCCCUAUUGACCCCGGGUCCUUGGGCAGUGCCCGAGUUUCCAAAUGGUCAGUCCGCCCCUGGGAUGAAUAUUACUCACUGGGACAUAUGUGUAAAGUUUACAUAUCUAAUAGAGGGGUAAAAAUUCCUUCCUGAUCCCCCGAGAGGCAAUCGGAUAUUCCCUGGAUCAACUUUUCCUAUAAAUGUUAUAUCC
This is a messenger RNA of Staurois parvus, 291 nucleotides long. The record is from the annotation of a GenBank genome assembly. NCBI's taxonomy places the organism in Eukaryota, Metazoa, Chordata, Amphibia, Anura, Ranidae.